AUGACGGACAUCAUAUCCGCCACAACAACCCUCCUCGACGCCGCCCUCGCUUGCUUCGAGCGCGUCCAGAUCGCCCGCUCAUUCGACCAGGACUUCAACUCCCACCGCAUCAAGCUCGACAUCAUCCAGCUACGUCUCUCGCGCUGGGGCGAGGCGGCGGGCUUGUACACCUCAUCCACCGCCAGCGGCGACAGCACCGCCCUCACCAAGGCGAGCGGAAAUGGCCAGUCCGAAGCACCACCAUUGCGCAUCGCCGACCACGAAGCGGCCCGCGACCUCCUCCAGGCCAUCGCCGACCAAUUCGCCGUCGCGCAGGAGCAAGCGGCAAGCAUUCAACCGGCGCCGAAGGACGGUGGCAUGAUCGACCCGGCCAACGACCUCUCCUCGCCGACGCGCACGCUGCGCACGAAGCUGCGCGCAGCGCUGGGACGGCGGCGAGCGGCGGUGGUCAAGGCGACGCACAGCGUGCAGUGGGCAUUCUACAAAAAGCAGCAGUUCGACGACUUCGUGGCCGAAAUAUCCGAGAACAUCAGCUCGCUCGAAGAGCUCUUCCCGGCCGCCGACGAAGGAGAGAAGGCGGCCACGGAGCGGCGGCUGUGCGAGCUGGGCGCGUCCGACUGCGCCGGCAUCAACAAGGUCUACCUCAAGGUGCUCGGUGCCGUGACCAAGGACGAAGGGUGCGACCCUUACCUCGACGCUGCCGUCGUCGAGGCGCUGAAGCCGCGCGAGUCUGCCCAAGGCGGCACUAACAUCACCAUGGGCAAUACCGGUACCAUCAACGGGCAGCAGAUUGGUCAGGUGAAUGGUGGUCAGAAGGGCUUCAGCUUUGGGACCACGAACAAUUUUGGGAAGGGGACGACGAACCAUUGGGGCGUCGGCGCCAAUUGA
Lasiodiplodia theobromae is the source of this 888-nucleotide messenger RNA. Its product is annotated as Small secreted protein. Lineage: Eukaryota; Fungi; Ascomycota; Dothideomycetes; Botryosphaeriales; Botryosphaeriaceae. The coding region runs from base 1 to 888 and encodes 295 amino acids. The transcript has a single exon. The record is from RefSeq and is a predicted model, not a curated record.